Oldenlandia corymbosa var. corymbosa is the source of this 3723-nucleotide messenger RNA. The record is from the annotation of a GenBank genome assembly. Lineage: Eukaryota; Viridiplantae; Streptophyta; Magnoliopsida; Gentianales; Rubiaceae.
AAUAAAUCUCGUACUUGGGGGGUAUAUGACGUGUACUAUAAAGAUAAAAACCCCGGAAGUCAGGGAAGCUAUGUAGAACUGUCCGUUUGAAAUCAAAUACUACGAUCACUGAAAGAAAACAAAACAAAACAAAACCCAGAAUAUUUGUUCUGUUGAUUUUUUAAUUUCUCCGAUUUAUUUUGGGCUCCAAAAAGAAUCAACAGCAAUUUGGAAAUGGCGGAGAGGAAGAAACUGGAGCUGGUGUUCAUCCCAUCACCGGGAGUCGGCCACAUUUUCUCUGCAAUCGAAGUAUCAAAAUUCCUCAUCCAUCAGAACCAGAAUUUGUCAAUCUCGAUUCUGGUCAUGAAAUUGCCUUCCGAUACCAAACCCAUGUCUGAAUCUCCCCAUCCCCGGAUCACCUUUGCGGAGCUCCGAAAAGGGGAGUAUGAUCCUUCUACUUCCGCGAUUCAAGGGUCUUCUCCUUUCUUGUUUUUCUUCCGGUUAAUCGAGAUGCACCGAGCCCAUGUCAGGGAAAUUCUUACUGAGAAAACCGGAUCCGGAUCAUCGACUCGGGUCGCCGGGAUUAUCAUUGACAUGUUCUGCACUUCAAUGAUUGAUGUCGCUAAUGAAUUCCGGAUCCCUCCGUAUAUAUUCUUCCCGUCCGGGGCAGCUAUGAUCGGGCUUAUGCUCUGUUUACAGAGUUUAAGAGAUGAUUCCAGCGUUGACGUGUCCAAAUACAAGGAUUCCGACGAGAAGGUGGCCAUCCCAACUUACUCCGAUCCCGUUCCGGCUAAACUUUUGCCGUCUAUCCUCUAUGAUGACAACGGCGGAUGCAAGGCUUUUCUCGAUCAGGCCAAACGUUUCAGGGAAGCGAAGGGGAUAUUACUCAACACAUUCAAAGAGAUGGAAUCUCACGCGCUCAAGGCUUUGUCCGAUGAUCCGACCGUUCCUCCGAUCUACGCAAUCGGUCCGAUUGUCAAGAUGGAUGCAGUAGUCACCGAUCCGAAAAGUGAGGCACUUUUGAAAUGGCUCGAUCGCCAGCCGGAAUCGUCUGUUGUAUUCCUCUGUUUUGGGAGCAUGGGAUCCUUUUCUGAGGAUCAAGUGAAGGAGAUUGCUCGGGCCUUGGAAAAUACCGGUUGCCGGUUCAUUUGGUCAUUAAGAAAGCCUCAACCUAAAGGUAGAUAUGAGCCACCGAGUGAUUACGAGAACCCGGGAGAAGUAUUGCCGGAAGGAUUCUUGGAGAGGACCGCAGAGGUGGGAAAAGUGAUUGGAUGGGCACCACAAGCUGCAAUUUUAUGUCAUCCAGCAGUGGGAGGUUUUGUUACACAUUGUGGUUGGAACUCAGUGCUUGAAAGUGUUUGUAAUGGGGUGCCAAUGGCAGUUUGGCCACUCUAUGCUGAGCAGCAAGUGAAUGCGUUCUUACUGGUGAAGGAUUCGGGCUUGGCUGUCGAAAUCAAGAUGGAUUACAGGAAAGAAGUCAUGAGAACUGAAGGUGUUGAGAUUGUGAGUGCAGAUGUGAUUGAAAAUGGGUUAAAAAAGCUGAUGGAUCAUGAGAGUGAAGUGAGGAAGAAAGCCAAGGAAAUGAAAGAGAAGAGUAGGUUGGCUCUUACUGAAGGAGGAUCUUCCUAUGCUUCCUUGAAUAGUUUUCUAAACAUUGUUGCAGAUGAUUGAAUAAUGUUGUUGUUGCUUACACGUUUGAGGAUGAAAGAAUGCCUGAAAAAUCUUUGGAAGUUUCUUUCCUUGUAUUCCUAGCUUGUACUGUAUAGUUUGCUUAUGUAUUGAUCAGAGAAAAGAGGUGACUCCUUUCUGCUAUUAGAACUCAUGAAUGUGGGUACCGUGUAGCUAACACGGGAUACCAAAUCGUCUUACAUUUGGCAGGCAAAAAUUAAUGCAGAACAGUUCAGAAACACAGAAAUUCUGUGAAGUAUUUCACCCUACAAUGAGUGCCAAACUCUAGGCUUCCAUCUGUGCCUAUCAACAUUGUUUUAGAUCCAACAAAGAGAACUCGAAUUACCUGAUCUUAGAUCGGAAAGUCUCGCUCUUCGGAAUGUUUAUCUUUUGGUAAAAUUCAGCUUCAUUUUAUUGGACAAAUCUUCAUAAAACAACAAAUAUAUACAUUUUCUCUGCAGUUCUGGAAUGAAAAACACACAAACACUUCUAAUUGCCUUAACGUUUUUCCAAAUUAAGAUGGUUGAUAAUUACUUACAUCAUGGAUAAUUUGAUCUAAUUUACUCCAGGACGAACCACCUUCUCGCAUAGCAGCACAAGCAGCUUCUCCAAAUUUCUCCAUCUUCUUCCUUACUUCUUCCCCUUUUGCACCUUCCAUAAGCUCUCUCACUCGCUUCUCGACUUCAUCUGAUUUCACGAAUCCCCUAACCGAUCCAUUACACGGCCAAACUCUGAUUCCUACACCGAUCUCCUCCACCACAAACCUCGCAUUCAGAUGUUGCUCCGCCAAGAAAGGCAUGGCCAAAAUCGGCACUUUAGCGCAUACACUUUCUGUCACCGAAUUCCAUCCACAGUGACUCAAGAACCCUUUAAUGCUCUGGUGCGCAAGUAUCUCCAUUUGGUCAACCCACUCUCCCACAAUCAUCCCUUUACCAUUCACUUCCAUCUCUUCAAAGUGCCCUCCCAAUAAUUUGAUGGUAUUUGGUCUCAACACCCACAAGAAACUCACGUUGGACUUUUCAAGACCUUCAGCCAUUUCAAUGAGUUGCUCUGUUGAUAAAUCUGCUUGAGUACCAAACGCAACAUACAAAACCGGCACCCCUGUUUCCAGCUUACGAUCAAGCCACAACCUCCAGUUUGGCUGAAGCUUCUUGUGAUCAGAUCUUAAUCCCUCCUGAUGAUCAUCAUCACAUAAUUGUUUUGGCUUGCCCAGACAUAACGGGCCAACACACCAAGCUUUAGGCGCAAAACAUCGAUUCCAGUAAUCCGUAUACUCUGCUUCAAGAUCAUAAAAGCCGUUGACAAUCAUUCCAUAACUCUGCGCCAGCGCAAUAUUCUGCUCGAUGAUGAAAUCAACCCAAGGACCUUUUGGAUCAAUUUCAUCGAAAGGUGGAUCAAAAUCACUCCUUGUGAAAGUCAACUUUGGGAAAUCAGGAACUGAAAAUGGCUCAUCUGCGGAAGUUGUCAACGCAUGUGGCUUCUUUAGGCCGAGAAUGGUGUACAUGGUCAUGGCAUAGCAACUCAUCCCGUAGAAACCGAUUCUUGGUAUCCCAAGCUCAGCUGCAACAUCUUGUGUCCACCCGAGAAACGCAUCUGACACGAUACAGCUCACCGGGGGCUUAAUAUCCUGUAGCAUCUUCUCGAAUUGGGGUCGCAAGAGUUUCGUCGCGCUGAUGAAAUUGAAAUACAACGACAUGGACGGCAGUUGAUCGGUACUUUCAACACCAGGCGGGACGCCAUCGAUGUUGGUCGGAAAAUCGAUUUCAGCGACGGAAAUCGAAGGAUCAUUGAGGAUGGAUUUGAUGGAUGCAGAGUUUGCUUGAGUAGUGACAACCGUCACGUGUAGAUGGCGCUGAGAGAGGAGAUUAGCGAAGUAGAGAAGGGGAAUGGUGUGGCCUUUAGCCAUGAAAGGGAAUAUAACAAAAUGUGUAUUAUUAGCAGCCAUCUUCUUCAAGCUCUAGAAUUUCUGGUUUGGUUUUCUUCACAACCUGGCCUAUGUGGUGUGCGCUAUUUAUAGGAGUCAGCAGAAGUGUUCAUCUUAUGUAUAAAACCGAUCAUUAUUGUUAUUACAGUAUU